Messenger RNA from Thyridium curvatum, 687 nucleotides. RefSeq lists its product as uncharacterized. Gene Ontology annotation, cellular component: cytoplasm; prefoldin complex. Gene Ontology annotation, molecular function: tubulin binding. NCBI's taxonomy places the organism in Eukaryota, Fungi, Ascomycota, Sordariomycetes, Thyridiales, Thyridiaceae. The transcript has 5 exons. The record is from RefSeq and is a predicted model, not a curated record. Gene Ontology annotation, biological process: tubulin complex assembly; microtubule-based process; protein folding. Bases 1 to 687 code for a protein of 228 amino acids.
AUGGCGAGCAAAGGCAAAGAGGUUGCUGCUGCUGCUCCUCCUAGCAGCAGCAAGGAGACGACGCCUGCCAACCCGCGCGGCAUCCCCCAGGCGCCGUUUGUCGACAAGGUCGAGGACUAUGUCACCAGCAGAGAGGAGGUCGAGCCCACGCUCCGGCGCUUCCAGGAGAUGAUCUCAAAAUACCAAUUCAUGGAGGUCAACCUGCAGCGCCGGCUGGCCGGCCUCAAGGACAAGAUGCCCGACAUCCAAAAGACGCUCGACACGGUGCGCUUCCUCAAGACGAGGCGGGGCCGCCACGGCCACGGCCACGGCCACGGGGGGGAGGAGGAGGACAGCGAGGAGGAGCCCGUCGAGCCCAUCGAGACGACCUUUGAGCUCAACGACACGCUCUACGCGCGCGCGCAGGUGCCCCCCACCGACGAGGUGUACCUCUGGCUCGGGGCCAACGUCAUGCUGGCGUACCCCAUCGACGAGGCGGAGGAGCUGCUGCAGCAGAAGCUCACGGCCGCCAAGACGAGCCACAAGAACUGCGAGGAGGAUCUGGAUUUCCUCAGGGAGCAAAUAACGACCAUGGAGGUCGCGGUCGCGAGGGUCUACAACUGGGACGUCGUGCAGAAGCGCAAGGAGAAGGGCGAGGAGGACGGCAAGAGCAAAGACAAGGAGAACGGCGGCUCGCCCAACGGUUAA